Molecule: messenger RNA, 701 nt
Organism: Aricia agestis (brown argus)
Lineage: Eukaryota; Metazoa; Arthropoda; Insecta; Lepidoptera; Lycaenidae
Gene: Ufsp1
Product: probable Ufm1-specific protease 1
Exons: 5
Coding region: 36-671 (211 amino acids)
Source: RefSeq, a predicted model, not a curated record
AGCUGCCAAGCAGCUGCUUGCAAAAAAAAGUAGAAAUGUCAGAACUUAUUUUGAAUGUCCACGAAAGCGAAGAAAAGUUUUCGGAGAAUUAUUAUUUAGUUAAAGGAAAUUAUGAAUAUUACCACUAUAUUUGUGACGGAUUUGAUGACAGGGGGUGGGGUUGUGGCUACAGAACCUUGCAAACAAUAUGUUCUUGGAUGAACCACAAUACCGGCAAUGCUACAGAAGUUCCCAGCAUCAGAAAAAUACAAGAAAUUUUGGUUAGUUUGGAAGACAAACCUGCUUCAUUCUUGGGAUCACGACAGUGGAUAGGCAGUUUUGAGGUAUGCCUUGUUAUUGACAAACUAUAUGACGUACCAUGUAAGAUAGUUCAUGUCAACAAGGGCGACAAUCUGCAGAAUAUUUUGGACACUCUGAGAGGCCACUUCGAGAAAUUCGGAAGUCCUAUAAUGAUGGGAGGAGAUGUGGAUUGCUCCUCGAAAGGCAUCAUGGGAGUUCACAUCGAUGGGAAGAACUCAGAAUUAUUGAUAGUGGAUCCACAUUAUGUGGGAAAAGAACAGUCAAAAGAGUUUCUACAACGCAAAGGAUGGGUCAAAUGGCAGCCUCUGAAAGAUUUCCUCAGUUCAUCUUUUUAUAAUUUGUGUUUACCACAGGUCAAAGCAAAAUGUUGACUAAAAAGCAAGACUCCCUGCAGCAGCCAG